This is a messenger RNA of Erpetoichthys calabaricus (reedfish), 3585 nucleotides long. RefSeq names its product leishmanolysin-like (metallopeptidase M8 family) (gene lmln). Gene Ontology annotation, biological process: proteolysis; cell adhesion. Gene Ontology annotation, molecular function: metalloendopeptidase activity. The coding region runs from base 34 to 2016 and encodes 660 amino acids. The record is from RefSeq and is a predicted model, not a curated record. Gene Ontology annotation, cellular component: cytoplasm; membrane. Lineage: Eukaryota; Metazoa; Chordata; Cladistia; Polypteriformes; Polypteridae. The transcript is spliced from 17 exons.
UCUGUCAGGUCGCCGGCUCGACGAUGGUUGCGGAUGAUGGCGACGAGAUUGAGCUCCUGCAAAAUAGUCUUUGGAUUACUUCGUCAUUUGUAUCUUUUUGUAGUUGUUUGUCACGUUUCUCACUGUCAUCUUUGUAGGCAUCGUGUCCCGACUACUUCUGAGGUAGUUUAUGGAGUUCACCUGGAAUCGGAUCGAAUAGUCAAGAGAAGCACUGAUCAACAGUUAAGGAUUAAAGUUGUCUAUGAUUCAAGUAUAGAUAAUUUGGAUCCAGAAAAAAAAGAACUAGUUAAGGACAAGCUUUUUCCACGAGCCAUUGACUAUUUGCAAAAAGCUUUUCAAGUUCGUAAGCAUGCUGGUCCCAUUCUACUUGGCAGACAAUGUGCUACUAAUCUGUAUCUGAGAAAAAAAGAUGAUCCUCACAGAUAUUGCCAGGGUGCUUGUGCUGAAAACAGUUAUUGUGGACCAAUUCUUGUACCAAAGGAACAUCUACAGCAAUGUAUGGUGUGUGCUGAUAAUGGAAAGUACUGGGGGCCAAGAGGUCAACCAGAUGGUGUAGGCAUUUUGGAUGCUGACUUUGUACUCUAUGUGAGUGGCAUAACAACAGAAAGGUGUGGACAAGAAAAUAUUGUGGCUUAUGCUGCUUACUGUCAACUGGAAGAUGCAUUAGACAGACCAGUUGCAGGAUACGCCAAUCUUUGCCCAAAUAUGAUUUCUACUCAGACUCAGGAAUUUAUAGGCAUGUUAUCCACGGUGAAACAUGAAAUUAUCCAUGCAUUGGGUUUCUCUGCUGGCCUCUUUGCUUUUUAUCACAGUGAUGAUGGAAAGCCUUUAACACGAAGGAAUGCCAAUGGAUUGCCACCAUUUAACGAAAGUCUAGGGUUGUAUCAAUGGAGUGACAAAGUAGUACGCAGUGCUACAAGACUCUGGGAUAUCAGUGGUAACAGGAGAUUGCGUCACGAUGUGUACCUUCUUGUAACUCCACAUGUUGUUGAGGAAGCUAGGAAGCAUUUUGCUUGCCCUAUCCUAGAGGGAAUGGAACUUGAGAACCAAGGUGGAAUGGGUACAGAACUUAAUCAUUGGGAAAAAAGAUUACUUGAGAAUGAAGCAAUGACAGGAUCACAUACACAGAACAGGGUAUUUUCUAGAAUAACACUAGCGAUUAUGGAGGACACUGGAUGGUACAAAGCUAAUUAUAGUAUGGCAGAACGGCUGGAUUGGGGAAGAGGAAUGGGCUGUGAUUUUGUAAUGAAGAGCUGCAAGUUCUGGAUAGAUCAGCAACGACAAAAAAACCAAAAACUUGUACCCUAUUGUGACGCUCUGAGAUCCACUCCUUUGCAGUUAACAUGCAGGCAAGACCAGAUGGCUGUGGCAGUGUGCAAUCUACAGAAAUAUUCAAGGAGUAUACCACAGGAGUAUCAGUAUUUUGAUAGCAUACCUGGUGUAGCAGCUCGAGAUUUGCCUUACUAUGGUGGCUCAGUGGAGAUAGCCGAUUACUGCCCAUUCACUCAGGAAUUUAGCUGGCAUCACAGUGGGGAAUUUCAAAGAACUUCUGACUGUAGAAUUGUGGAAAAUCAACCAGGCCCAUCCAGAAAUUAUGCUGCUGAAACGUACAGCCCAGAAUCCAUCUGCUUGCAUCAGAGAACACCAUUUGUGAUGGAGCAGUGUACAAGAAGAAUAAUUUAUCCUGACUGGGGAAGUGGCUGCUACAAGAUCUCCUGCUCAGCGCAAGGCCUUACUGUUUGGGUUCACGGUACUCGGCAUCUAUGCAGUCGUGCAGGACAAAUUUUAAAUAUUAAUAUUCAAAUGAAUCAUUGGGUAUAUACAGGAAGUCUUGUUUGCCCUUCCUGUUUUGACUUCUGUAGAGCAUGCCCUCCUGAACAUGAUCCUCCACCAGCAAAUGCAUCCAGAAGCAUACCUUUAGAUCCUUGCUCAAGCUCAGCUGGAUUGGUGGUGACAUUGUGGUUGCUGAUUAUUAAUGUCGUUCCUGUGCUUGUUGGAUUCCUGCUCUGUGCGUAGAAUAAAUAUUUAGAACUCACUGGUGAGCAGAUCAACGUUGCACUUAACUUUUUGCACCAGAACACUGCCAGGAGUUUUUCUUGCAUGGAACAAUCUUAAACAACUUAAAGAAACCUAAGGAACCUUCUUCAUAUCUAAGGAUGUCUGUCAACUGUUGUGAUCUAUUUUUUUAGUGACUUUGAAAAUAAUCAAGUGCCAGUAUCAUGUAUACAAAAAUGGAAAUGAACAAUACCUCAGUAAAUUUAAAGAGUAUUAACCAGAGAUAUUUAUUUGGUGCUGUCUUCUGCACCAAUAAACAAACUGAUUUUUUUUUUUUUUAUUUUAAAUGGCAUAAUUGAAAUGUUUUUGUAUAUACAUAAGAAUUAAAUUGUAAAGGUUGAUAUUUUCCAGAGAAGUUUGGUGGAUAACAACGGUUUGUUCAUGAUACCAGGCUUAGAUGUGAAAGUGGGCUCUUAGUGAGUGAAAAAGUGGUGAGUACAUUUAUGGAAAUACUUGUAGGUUCUGGUAUCUUUAUUUAUUUAAAAAAUAUGUGGCCAUAUUUUUACUUGGCUUUCUCAUAUCCACUCAAACCACUUCAGGUUUUCUUAGGUUUGGGGCCUAUCCACAGUAUGUUGUAUGUCCGGCGCAAAGCAUUAACCAGUCUUGGACAAGAAUCUUUUACUGGCACAUCCACAUAGGAACAAUUCAGAAUGGUCAGCUAAUGUAACGCACGCACGCACGGGCACACACACACACACACACACACACAGAUACGUUUUUGGUAUGUGAGAGGUAAACCAAUGUAGCAUUUGUCAAAACUCCCAGAAAGUACAGAGACCCGGCUGUGCGCUUGUGACGCAACUAACUUAGCGUCCUUCAAUCAGUAGGUUCAGUACACAGAUAUAAAGAAUAGUAAAGAUAAAAUAUAUAACAGUGAGAAAAAUGUACAAAGUCCACACAGACAGCAACCAUGCUUGAAAUUAUCAUAGGAGGCUGACUCUGAGACAGCAGUGCAAAUAAUGCGUCCCCAUGCGCCCUCUUAAGCCGAUGUCAUAUUAUGUGACUUCUACUCAGAGAGGGAUAUCAGACUAGACCAGUGUUUCCAAACCUUGGUCCUGGGGACCCACCUUCUCUGUGACUGCAGGUUUUUGUUCCAACCAGAUUCCAAAUCAGUGACAACACCUGAUAGCACUGAUCUCAUUUAAUUAGCUGUUAUUAUUUUUCUUUUAUUCUACAUUCAGAAAAGCACAGCAGCAUGAUUUUUACAUUGAUAAAGACAUUUAGAAAUAGUUGUGCUUUUGCUAUCGAUUUAAAUACUUAACUCUCUUUUGUUGAUUGCACAGAGAAAGAGCAAAAUAUAAUGAAGUUUUUCCCCUUCAUUGUAUCUUAUUAAUGACAAUUGAAAAUGAGCCAGGCAGACAUGCUGGCAAACAACAGUGAAUAAUCAAAGGCUGCAAGUACUUUAGCAUCAGACCCACUAAUUAGUAAAUACUGGAUUAAUGAAACAAUUAGAACACCUACAAAGUAGAAUGAAAAUCAAGAUGAACAUAUUGUUAAAAAGAAAAAAUACAUUAUUCCCAUAUAACUGCU